CGCCAUCCUCGCACAAAUCCACACCCCGCCAUGUCCGACGUCAAGCAGUUCACUUACGACGAGCUCAACGAGCACAAGACUCGCGACUCGCUCUGGCUCACCAUCCACAAGAAGGUGUACGAUGUUACCGCGUUCUUGGAUGAGCACCCGGGCGGUGACGAGGUCCUGCUCGAGGAGGCCGGGCGUGACGGCACCGAGGCGUUCGAGGACGUCGGACACUCGGACGAGGCUCGCGACAUGCUCCUCAAGAUGUACCUCGGCGAGCUGAAGGCUUCGGAGUUUGCCAAGAACACCACCACCGCCGCCAACGGCUCCGCUCAGUCUGGCGCCCCCGCUCCCAGCCCUGUCCGCUUCCUCAUGCCCGUCAUGGUCCUCAUCGCGUGGUGGGUGUACCGCCAGUACUUUGCGUGAGCUAUAGAUAUGUUGUCAUGAUGUAUUGCGUGGGUGUAAUG
Messenger RNA from Cutaneotrichosporon oleaginosum, 452 nucleotides. RefSeq lists its product as uncharacterized. Lineage: Eukaryota; Fungi; Basidiomycota; Tremellomycetes; Trichosporonales; Trichosporonaceae. Gene Ontology annotation, molecular function: heme binding. The record is from RefSeq and is a predicted model, not a curated record. Gene Ontology annotation, cellular component: intracellular membrane-bounded organelle; endoplasmic reticulum membrane.